Colletotrichum chrysophilum is the source of this 855-nucleotide messenger RNA. RefSeq lists its product as uncharacterized. The record is from RefSeq and is a predicted model, not a curated record. NCBI's taxonomy places the organism in Eukaryota, Fungi, Ascomycota, Sordariomycetes, Glomerellales, Glomerellaceae. Bases 1 to 855 code for a protein of 284 amino acids. The transcript has 2 exons.
AUGCGCCCCUUCAGAGCCACCAGCACGCUCCUCCGCGGCGCCAAUGGCCUCGCCCAAGCUUCGCGAAGCCAAACCCAGGCUCCCCGCCUAAUCGCAUCCCAAACCCUCCUCCUCCGCCGCACCUUCACCUCCAGCCCUCCCCUCGAGAAGAAGAAGAAAUCUCCCCCCUCCUACCCGACCGCCGACUCCCCCGCCGUCGUCUCCCGCACAUCCCACGCCGCGCCCGACCACGACGCCGACCCAGACGACCCCUCUGGCUCCAAGCACCCGAAGCCAGACCCCGCCGACCCCCUCGACUUCGGCGAUGUCGCCUCCCGCUUCGCCUCCCUCGCCACGCACCACAUGGACAUCCUCAAGAAGAUGCAGACAGGCGACCGCUUCUCCCCGGACGCCAUCGGCGCCCUGGCCGUGCACCCCGACAAGAAGGACCCCGCGCAGUCCUACCCCCUCCGCGAGCUCGCCGAGAUCGUGCCCCGCCCCGGCGGCCGCACCGUUUCUCUCCUGCUGCACGAGAAGGACUACCUCAAGCCCGUCAUGUCCGCCGUGCAGGCGUCGCCCGACUUCAACCAGCAGCCGCAGCGCGACCCGGACAACGAGCUCGAGCUGAUCCUCAAGGUCGAGCCGCAGAACAAGGACGCCGUCGUGCGCAAGGCGAAGGACGCCGCGCAGGCGUGGCGCGAGAAGAUGCGCGCCGUCACGGAGAAGCGCAAGAAGCUGCACACCAAGUGGAACAAGGACAAGCUCAUCGUGCCGGACCUGAAGCGGCGCGCGGACACGGAGUUGAAGAAGAUUCAGGACAAGGAGAUGAAGGGCGUCGAUGCGGUGGAGGAGCAGACUAUCAGAAAGCUCACGUAG